AUAAGGUGGCUAAUUGAAAAUUACCCCAUCUAUAAAUACCCUUGUUUUUAUUCCUUAUCAUCAUCCUUUUAUAACACCCACGAGCCAUGCAGAUAACUGGAGUUUUGGGUGUUCUUGGAGUUGCAUCAGUGCUCUUGUUUUAUAUAUGGAGAAUUUCAAACUGGUUGUGGUUCAAACCAAAGAAGAUCGAACAACGUCUACGAGAUCAAGGGCUCAAGGGUAGCCCUUAUAAGUUCAUUUUCGGAGAUGUGAAAGAAAUGAAACAGAUGACAAACGAAGCCCAUGCUAAACCCAUAAAUCUGUCACACGAUAUAUCUCAUAGGGUCUUUCCCUUUUUGUACAAAUAUUCGGUCACUUUAGGUAGGAACUUUUUUACAUGGAUAGGGCCAACACCUAUAGUACAUGUAUCUGAACCAAGUAUGGUUCGAGAGGUUUUGGCUAACUACAGAAAAUUUCAAAAGGCAAGAGGUGGUAAUCCUUUAAGAAAUUUGCUAGCAAUGGGAUUAUUCUUUGUCGAAGGUGAUCAAUGGGUUAAACAUAGAAAAAUCAUCAAUCCUGCUUUCCAUGUCGAAAAACUCAAGCAUAUGGAAGCAUCAUUUUAUGUGAAAUGUAGUGAAAUGAUAGAAAAAUGGGAAAAACUAGUGACCAGAGAAAGCUCUUGUGAAGUGGAUGUGUGGCCCCUUUUGUAUUCUUUUUCAGGUGAUGUAAUUUCGCAUACGGCUUUUGGUAGUAGUUUUGAAGAGGGAAGAAAGAUAUUUGAACUUCAAAGAGAACAAGCGGCGAUGAUGUUAAAGAUUGACGAGUCAGUUUAUAUUCCAGGAUCAAGAUUUUUACCAACAAAAAACAACAAGAGAAUAAAAGCGAUUGAACGCGAGGUCAAGGCUUCAAUAAAGAGCAUUAUUGAUAAACGAGUGGUUGGGAUGAACACUGGUGAAAUAAGCAACAAUGACCUUUUGGGCAUACUUUUGGAUUCCAAUUACAAAGAAAUUAAGGAGCAUGGGAAUAACAAUUUCGGGUUAAGCAUUGAUGAAAUAAUAGAAGAAUGCAAGCUUUUCUACUUUGCAGGUCAGGAUACCACUGGAAAUACCCUUGUUUGGACUAUGAUUUUACUAAGUCAGCACAUAGAUUGGCAAACGCGUGCAAGAGAAGAAGUAUUACAUAUCUUUGGAGACAGAACGCCAGAUAUUAACGGAUUGAAUCGCCUAAAAACUAUGAACAUGAUAUUCAAUGAGAUUCUUAGGCUAUAUCCGGUAGCUCCGGUGCUAAGACGGCUCAUACAUGAAGAAGCUAAACUUGGUAACUUAACUUUACCGGCAGGAACGAUCAUCCAACUAAACAUAUUGUUUUUUCACCAUGACAAAGAAAUCUGGGGUGAAGAUGCGAGCGAGUUUAAUCCCGAGAGAUUUUCUGAAGGUGUUUCAAAGGCGACGAAGAAGCCAGGGGAAGGCUUGUAUAUCCCAUUUGGCGGUGGCCCACGUAUAUGCAUAGGCUUAAAUUUUGCAAUGCUAGAAAUGAAAAUGGCACUUGCCAUGAUUCUACAACGCUUUUCUUUUGAGUUAUCUCCAUCAUAUUCACAUGCUCCGCAAAACAUACUUACUAUGCAACCUCAGUUUGGGGCUCAUUUGAUUCUGCAUAAACUUUAGCAUACUUAUAUUUUGUUUUUUGAGUGUGUUGUAUUAAAUUUCAUAUGUGAUUACUCCUAAUAACAUUGUGUAUUAUCUGUAUUAUUAUGUAUCGUACUCAAUCUUUGUUAUAA
Helianthus annuus (common sunflower) is the source of this 1756-nucleotide messenger RNA. Its product is annotated as cytochrome P450 CYP72A219. The record is from RefSeq and is a predicted model, not a curated record. Lineage: Eukaryota; Viridiplantae; Streptophyta; Magnoliopsida; Asterales; Asteraceae. Gene Ontology annotation, molecular function: oxidoreductase activity, acting on paired donors, with incorporation or reduction of molecular oxygen; monooxygenase activity; iron ion binding. Bases 87 to 1643 code for a protein of 518 amino acids. The transcript is spliced from 5 exons.